Molecule: messenger RNA, 9180 nt
Organism: Oncorhynchus masou masou (cherry salmon)
Lineage: Eukaryota; Metazoa; Chordata; Actinopteri; Salmoniformes; Salmonidae
Product: FYVE, RhoGEF and PH domain-containing protein 1-like
Exons: 15
Coding region: 1205-4399 (1064 amino acids)
Biological process (GO): cytoskeleton organization; filopodium assembly
Cellular component (GO): cytoplasm
Molecular function (GO): guanyl-nucleotide exchange factor activity; metal ion binding
Source: RefSeq, a predicted model, not a curated record
UGAGACUGGUUUCAUAUGUCGACAGAAUAACGCACACAGGAGCAGGGAAAGAGAGAGAGAGAGAGGAAGACAGAAGGAGAGGAGAGAAGAGAAGGAGGGGGUUAAGUUCACAAAUUCAAGGAAUUGCAGUUUGAUGGCGUUGUCGGAAGUUUCAAAGAAUGGGGAAAAGAACUAGCCCGCGGGGGAUCAUAAAGGCGAAAUUGAUGACAAAGUGAUGCACCCAAUAUACAUUCAAGGAUUCAAUUAAUGUUGGAAUGACGAGUAUAAAGAACUUUGAUGACGCGGUUUGAAUGUAGUUGAAGAAGAAGCUGAGGUUGCAUAUUUUGGAUUCGCGUUUCCAGUGGAAAUCGGGACGAAGGAAAAAAUGUGGCAGACAGAUACAGAAGGAACGAUGUGAGCUGAGACGAGCAGUGACUUUUAUAAUGUGUAUAAUAUUUCAAUCACUUUUGGUUUUGCGCAUUGUCUUUUUUUAACGUUUCUUUUUCAAGAGCGGGUCGAACGGAGGAAAACUUUUGUUUAUUCCAGAAUGGGCAUGGACUUUUAUCGAAAUGUCAGCGGUAGUUUGCCGUUAGUUUUCUGGUAACCUAUUUGAAUACAGUCUUAAAGAAGAUACUCUGUAGCCGACCUCUUCUCACAAAAAUGUCUGAUUUUAAGAGAGAUGCAGCGAGCCGUUAUUGGACGCAACAAUGAGGCCAACUUCAAUGAGGCCUUACUGUAUUUUUAUUGCAACAAUUGCCAUAAUCGGUAUCCUUGUGGAUUGCAACCUAAAUUUAUUUUCAUUGUAUUUUGCCGUGAAAUAAAUCAAUAAUAUGUUGACAUCGGUUAGAGUUAAGACAAAUAAAAUCAAUAUCUAUUUGAUGGCUUUUUUCCGUUGUUGGUAAAGAUUUUGAUCGGGUUUCCACUCGUACUGUACAGCUCACCCAGGAGGACUGCAUUUUGGUGGAUGAAAGAUUGGAGACCCAUUCUACUGGGGGUCUGGCACGGGACAACGACUCGAAUCAACGCACCAGUCCCGGGGACAGGCUGCUCGCUCGAGCGCCCGGUGGUCGCCCUACAUGACACCCUGCACUCAGAAGAUCCGGAUUUUUAAGGAUUUAACUCAAUAACCCUGGAAUCUAAUCUGAUUUACUUUUUUUUGUGAGAUAACCUGCAUCGUAUCCUGUGUAGGCUAUGCUAUGCCUGUGUAAACUGUGACCAGGCAGGUAUGCAGUUGAACCGGCCGAAGAGCGCUUUAGUGACGAGCUUCAGCCCGCCGAUGGUCCCGGAGACAGCAGCCAGUAGGAGUACCAGCACGGUUUCCUUCUCCAGACAGUUCAAAACAAUGCGCUUCUCCUACCACAUCAGCAGCGGCAUGCCAAGUCCACAGCCACCGCUGCGCGGGAUACGCCCGUCCUCUUCCAGUCCUCGGCUGAUGACUAAGAGCCUGUCUCUGGAUCCUGGUGCUCACGGUGCCUGCCUCGGGGCCCAUGCCGAUGACUCAGACACCCAGACCCCUCGCCUCAGCUCAGACCCCGGAUCCCUAACCUCCGGAUCCCUUGGUCUGCACCCAUCCAUGCCCCUGCUGUACCCAGCUGGACACGGCUGUAACGGAGGAGACAACAGGAGUGGAACCCCUCAGGAAGUGCCCUCCACCGCCCUCAAGAGACGCCCUCCUCUACCUGGGCCUAAACCACAAGUGCCCCCAAAGCCUCCUCACCUGCAGCAGAGUGCUGGUGCUCCUAGGCCCUGCCCCCGCGUCCCGGACAAGCCCGUCCCACCUCCCCCACCCUGCAGACCUCUACCUGCAGACCCCAGAGGGGGAGGACCCUGCCGACCGCCGACACUCCCCCGCGCCGAGGGACGCUCCUCCCCCACCGCCUGUGUGCUCUCCCUCAUUGAGAAGUUUGAGAGGGAGCAGAUCAUUGUGGUGCCUGAUAUCAUGGGAGGGGGUCUCUGCAACCCCAGGAUCCCUGAGACAGGACCAGGUGGGGGCCCCUUCUCUCCCCCAGUCUCAGAGCUCACUCUCGGCUGUCUCCACGUGGCCUGCCCUCCUGGUUCCUCUCAAGAGCUGGAUGACCUACCUCAGGGGCUGGCUGUGUUGGCUGGCGUGGUCCUGGGAGAGAAAGCAGGAGAGACAGACAACAUGGAGGAGGAUAAUGAUAAAGAACACGAACUAGGAGCGUUGUGCUCUGCCUCUGACAAGCGCCUGUCCAUGGAGUCCGGUUAUAGCGCCUCAGAGAAACUCACAGACGCCGUGGAGAUAAGGGGGCAGGCGGAGCCGGAAAGCCAAUCAGGGAUCCCCUCUGACAACUUGUCCCUCCUCCAGCCGCAAGCGGACGGCAAACUGGCCAAUCGAGACUCUGGCAUCGACAGCAUCAGCUCUCCGUCCCACAGUGAGGAGCUGUGUUUCGCCGGCGACGAGGACCGGGUCAUCUUCCCCUGUAGUCCCGCCCUCACGCUGCCACGCCUCUCUAGCUCCUCCUCCUGCAGCUAUGCGGAGGGCCCGGGGGGAGAGGGGGCAUCGGCUGAGGGUGGGGGGGAUUCGGAGGGGGACAGUGACUUGGAGGAGGGAAGCGGGGAUGAGACCAUUGAGCUCAUCAACCCCAUGAUGGAUCUCCAACCUCUGGCACUGGCCCUCCCUAAAACAGACAGACAGGACUCUACAGAGCUGUCGGUGCAGCAGCGUGUGUUCAACAUAGCCAAUGAGCUCCUCCACACAGAGAAGGCCUACGUGUCUCGGCUGUACCUCCUGGACCAGGUGUUCUGCUCCUCCCUCCUAGAGGAGGCGCGCUCCCGCUCCUCCUUCCCUCUCGACGUUGUCAUGGGUAUCUUCUCCAACAUCUGCUCUAUAUACUGUUUCCACCAGCAGUUCCUGCUCCCCGCCCUGGAGAAACGCAUGGCGGAGUGGGAUGUGAACCCGCGCAUCGGGGACAUCCUGCAGAAGCUAGCCCCCUUCCUGAAGAUGUAUGGAGAGUACGUGAAGAACUUUGACCGGGCCAUGGAGCUGGUCAACACCUGGAUGGAGAGGUCGUCCCAGUUCAAAGCCAUCGUCCACCACAUCCAGAGAGAGGAGCGCUGUGGUAACCUGACCCUACAGCACCACAUGUUGGAGCCGGUUCAGAGGAUCCCUCGCUACGAGCUGCUUCUGAAAGACUACCUGCACCGUCUCCCUGGCGACCAUGAUGACUUUAAGGAUGCACAGAAAUCUCUGGAGUUGAUCGCCACAGCGGCCGAGCACUCCAACACAGCCAUCAGAAAGAUGGAGCGUAUGCGUAAACUGCUGAAGGUGUAUGAGUUGCUGGGAGGAGAGGAGGACAUUGUUAACCCGACCAACGAACUCAUCAAGGAGGGACACAUCCUCAAACUGUCGGCUAAGAACGGCACCUCACAGGACAGAUACCUCAUCCUGUUCAAUGAUAGGUUAUUGUACUGCGUCCCUAAACUGAGGUUGAUUGGUCAGAAGUUUGGGGUGAGAGCCAGGAUUGAUGUGGAUGGGAUGGAGCUGAAGGAGAGCAGCAGUGUUAACGUUCCCAGGACCUUCCUGGUGUCUGGGAAACAGCGAUCACUAGAGCUCCAGGCCAGGACUGAAGAAGAGAAGAGAGAUUGGAUCCAAGCUAUCCAGGCCACUAUCCAAAGACAUGAACAGACGCUUGCCACGUGCCACCAUCUCAACUGUUCUCUCCGAGAUGAGGACUACACUCCUCCCAACUCACCUAACUGUAAUGAGCUGGGGAAGCGUGCCCCCACUCCGAUCCGUGAGAAGGAGGUGACUUUGUGUAUGAAGUGCCAGGAGCCGUUUAACUCCAUCACCAAGAGACGCCACCACUGCAAGGCCUGUGGACACGUGGUGUGUGGAAAGUGUUCAGAGUUCAGGGCCCGUCUGCUCUACGACAACAACAGGGCUAACAGGGUGUGCAUCGACUGCUACACAACCCUAGUGGGGGUUCCCCCCUCCCCCGCCAGUCUGACAAGCAGCGCAUACAGAAGACGGUCAAUAUUAGAGAAACAGGCGUCGGUGGCAGCAGAGAACAGUGUGAUGUGUAGCUUCCUCCACCACAUGGAGAAGGGAGCAGGCAGAGGCUGGCAGAAAGCCUGGUUUGUCAUCCCAGAGAAUGAACCACUGGUGCUGUACAUAUACGGUGCUCCUCAGGAUGUGAAAGCCCAGCGCUCUGUCCCUCUGAUUGGCUUCGAGGUCUCCCUUCCUGAGUCAUGUGACCGCUUGGAACGCCGCUUUGCCUUCAAAAUCAGCCAGUCACACCUUACACUCUACUUCAGCGCCGACGGGGAGGAGCUACAGCGCCGCUGGACAGAGGUCCUAUCACGUGCAGGGAGAGGGGAGGAGCUACAGGCGCACGGUUCAAUCAUAGAGACCCUAGAGGAGGAAGGGGAGGAGACUGCAACCUCGGGAGAAAAUACGUGAUUGGUUAGAAGGCGUAAAAUCAGUAUUAGAUCAUCUGCUGUAUACACAUAAAAACUACAAACUACAAACUACAAACUGUACAGAUCAUGAGCAGCACAUACGCACAGUCUAAAUCUUACAAACACACACACACACACACACAGAUUUACAGACACAGACACACACCUCUCUGUAUUUAAUGUCAGUGAUCAGUCAGUUGCAUGAUAAUCUGCAGGUCCGUUUCUUUCAGUCAGUGUAUUGCUCAUCGUCUCAUUAGUGAACCAGUGUUUGCAAUAACGAAACAAUGCCAGUCGAAGUAAAGUGUUGCUCCCCUCCUCCCUUCAGAAGAAAUACAUUACAUGAAGAUUAGUGUGUCAUAGUGAUUUCACAUCCUUUCAUUCUGAGCACAGAACAGACAUCCUCCUCCGUACCAUUUUCUUCUGCCAAAAUCCAUGUUGAUGAUGUCAUGUUUAGAACAUUGAGUGGUUACUAUGCUGUCUGAGUGUUCUAGGGUUCUGAGUGUCCUAGAGUUCUAUGGUUCUGAGUGUUCUAUGGUUCUGAACGUGUGUAACUCUCCACAGAAGGAAGUAGAAAGCUGAUUAUACCCUACAGCUGUGUUUCGGUGUCUGUUCCUCCAUGUGAAAUGGCUGUUGUUUGGAUGGUGAUGGUGAUUGUAAUUCUAUCCUAUCUGUUACUUUUCUUCCUAAUGCAAUGAGAUGAUUCCUGAAGGGCUGGACAGUGUUGGAAUAUAAUGAUGGACUGACGGCUAACUGACCCCUGGACGGACGGACGGACAGAGACUGUCCCUGAAUCCCUGACCCUUUGGGGCGGCAGGGUAGCCUAGUGGUUAGAGCAUUGGACUAGCAACCAGAAGGUUGCAAAUUCAAACCCCCAAGCUGACAAGGUACAAAUCUGUCACUCUGCCCCUGAACAGGCAGUCAACCCACCAUUCCCAGGCCACCAUUGAAAAUAAGAAUUUGUUCUUAACUGACUUGCCUGGUUAAAUAAAGGUAAAAUUAAAACAAUUUGGCUGAAGAGAAGAGGAAACGAUAUGGCUGCCUGCUACAACCGCUCACUCCUGGGGAUGCUAAGCUACAGAUGGAGGAUCAUAAUAUGAGACAGUUUGCUACAGCUGGAAUCCUGCAGCAACAGGAAAUGUGAAUUAAUAUGUGGAUUAUAAUAAAUGAACCUUUUUUUUUAGUAGGGGUUGAUAAUGAAAAUUGUUACGCCAAAUCAAGUCUGAAAUUUUAAAGUGUACAAACAAACAAACCUUAGAAGCGUUUUUUAAACCUUGAAUAUACUACAAGUUUGCACAAAAGAGUGAUCAAAUGAAGAUCCACCAUCUGUAUAGCCUUUCACGUCUACUCUGGGGGGAUGUAUUACAGUCUUACAGUCACCAAGUGGUAUCCUUCCUCCUCAAGCACUCUCUCUUGUCGGGUUCGGCUGUAUAGAAUUUAGAAUAUAGAAUUCCCCAAUUUGAAACUGUCCCUUUUUAUGGAAAAUUGUUUGCUUAGUUCUUGUACGGGGCAAGUUGUUUUGUACGUAGAGCGUGGAAAGAAGAUGCUGUUACAUUACCACAGGUAACGACUAUUAAAAGAAGAUUAAAAUAUAUAUAUAUAUAUUAUUUUUAGAGGUUUGACUCCAAUUGAAAAAGUUACGUUUCUGGCCCAUUUCUCACUUUUUACAAUUAGACACAGUGUUUCCUAACCGUAAAGAAAAAAAAAAAUCCCCCCCGUCUAUAACUGAAUGCAUUCUUUAUUAAAAAGCAUGUAUUUAAUUCCUGACUUGCAGAAUUUUUCUGACUCCCUAAUACUGAAAGCUUUAAAAAAAAAAAAAGUGUGUUGCAACACACCCCUCUGCCACCUAGUGGAGACAGACAGUAUUACACUAAGAGCGGCUGCAAAAAGCAGGGAAUUAAUUAUCGCUGGUUUGUCUCUGGAAGAGACGGGGUGAGGAGGUAUAGAAAGACUGAUGAAAUACACUGUCCAUAAAAUCAAUUCUCUUUCUAAAACAUGGAGCUUCUCGUGUCAGAGAUGUAUUUAUAAUAUUGUACUAAUGAAGCCCUUAUUAGAGACAUUGACAACGUCUUCCCAAUCUCCACCGAUCUGUUAAGGCUACGGUACUUUGGGAUGUGGUUGUGCUGUUGAGUGAGAAAGCAUGUUGUGUUGACAGAUUUACAAUAGAGAGAGAGAGCGUGAGAGACAGAGAGAGAGAGUGAGAGAGAGUGUGAGAGAGAGCAUGAGAGAGAGAAGGAGAAAGACAGAGAGAGAGAGAGAGAGAGAGCGUGAGAGAGACAGAGAGAGAGAGUGAGAGAGAGCGUGAGAGAGAGAAGGAGAAAGACAGAGAGAGAGAGAGUGUGAGAGAGAGAGAGUGAGAGAGAGAGAGAGAGUGAGAGAGCGUGAGAGAGAGAGAGCGUGAGAGAGAGAGAGAGAGAGAGAGAGAGAGAGCGUGAGAGAGAGAGAGAGAAAGACAGAGAGAGAGAGAGAGACAGAGCGAGAGAGAGAGACAGAGAGAGAGAGAGAGAGAGAGAGAGGCGGGGAAGGGGGAGACUAACAGAUUUCAGAAAUGGCUCCUGUUUGUAUCAUUCUAACCAGUGGUAUCGGACUUCAUGAGAGUGUUUUACUAGUUAAUACAGAGAAUGAUACAGUAUAUAUGAAACAACAGCAAAAAUAGAGUUGAAUAUUUUAGAUGUUUUAAUGAAUCUGGGUUGUUUAUGUAUGUUUGAAAAUUGUUUGUUUUUUUACAUGCAUUUGCAUUGUAAAUAUAAUUUAUUCUCCUCUUGGCCCAGUUUUGUGGGUGAGGUGUAAGUCUACAUGUGUCAUUGCUGUCAUGUUGGUGCUGUCUAGAUUGGACUUCAAAUUAUCGUGUUUGAACUACUUUUGGAAAUCCCAGAACUUCUCAAUGACCACUAACUACAGUGUUAGUCUGAAGAUGAUGCUGUUAAUUAACAUAACGUAAAGGGAAUAGAUACUAGCCUGGUACCAGGUCUAUUUGUGCUGUCUUGCCAACUCAUCCAUAAAAACAUCCAUUGGAGUUGGCAAGACAGCACCAACAGAUCUGGGACCAGGCUAAACUGAAACGAUGGCUUUGUUUUUACCCCUAAACUAGUAACUCAACGUGGUGAUUGGUCGAUCGAUGAAUUCCAAAGGUAUAUAUAUAUUGUUUAAACACAGCUGAACAAUUGUUUUGGAUUGAUAUUGUUUUGUUAUUGUUGCUCUUUGUUGUCUGAGAGAAACAUUCAGUAGCUUAGCUACAGUAUAAUAACGCCAGAUAGACAAGACCAGAUAUACGGUGCCGUUUGUAAAUAUUGACAUUCCAGUGUGUGCUUGACUUGCCAUCCAUCCAGCCUCCACUGUACCUAACCUGGUCCCAGAUCUGUUUGUGCUGUUUAACCCAACUCUGUGACUACUCUUGAGUUAGCAGCACAAACAGGUCUGAGACCAGGCCCGCCCACUUCAUGUGCCAAGAACACAGAUUCAAAGUGUUGGUUUAAAUCUGAAUACCUAUACAUUAGGUUACUUUGAUCCCCACGUCCCCUCUAUGAAAGAGCGUUCAUGUUGAAUUAUAGCAGUGCCAGACCUACUUUUAUCUAUCUGCGCUAUAGAGUGUUGAUGAGUGUCAGUCUUGUCUACAAACAGCGCAGAAAACAGGAACACGACUGUCUGCGCACAUAACAAUACUGUCGAUAAAGUUUAUAUGAAUUAGUUUGCUGGAACAGCUACUUCCUGUCUCGUUACAUUACCAUGGUAACAGCUACAACAUGCCUUACAGUACAGUCUCAUAGCUUCUUAGACAUAAUCCGUCAACACCGCUUUAUGUUACCUCUGCUUUUGUCAAUGUACACUUAGGGAUACCACGAUACGAUUGAGGCUCUCAGUGUAACGGAUGUGAAACGGCUAGCUUAGUUAGCGGUGGUGCGGCGCUAAAUAGCAUUUCAAUCGCUGACGUCACUUGCUCUGAGACCUUGAAGUAGUGGUUCCCCCUUGGAUUUUUGUUUGUGUACCAAAAAUACCUGUGCUGUUUUUUGUGUGUUUUUUUUUACAAUUUAGCUCCCUUCCCAGCUUUUCCACAACAUUCCCAUUGGAAUACACUACAGUACGUUUUAUUUAUACGGAUUAAUUUCCCAAGACUUCCAAACCUAUUGUUGAACUGUAUUGUAAGACAUGAUUCUGUUUGUUACAAUGUAAAAGUCUAGAGGACUAGAGGUACUCACGCGUUCAAGGACAACUGCUGUGUGCCUUGUGUGAAGAUCAGGAAUCUGCAAUGUUUGGGGAAUUUUAACAACUAUCUUUACUACAAUAUACAAACUUUAAAAAAAAGGUCUUUCAUUGACAUCUACAUGAACUUGUUUGAACAUUCUGUGAAAUAAUAAUGAGACAUACAAACAUGCUACACACAUUACAUGUUACUGUAACUAUGGGUGUUACUGUAACUAUGGAUGUUACUGUAACUAUGGGUGUUACUGUAACUAUGGGUGUUACUGUAACUAUGGAUGUUACUGUAACUAUGGGUGUUACUGUAACUAUGGAUGUUACUGUAACUAUGGAUGUUACUGUAACUAUGGGUGUUACUGUAACUAUGGAUGUUACUGUAACUAUGGGUGUUACUGUAACUAUGGAUGUUACUGUAACUAUGGAUGUUGCUGUAACUAUGGAUGUUACUGUAACUAUGGAUGUUACUGUAACUAUGGGUGUUACUGUAACUAUGGGUGUUACCGUAACUAUGGGGGAAGUGUAUACAGUACACACAUGUUACAUGUUAAUCUUGAAGUGCUUUGAAAUUCUAUAAAAUGUAAUAAAUUA